GGAUGACAGAAGCUCAAUCCAGCUUGUACUCCAUUUUGUAUGCAUAUACUCCAUUUUAUACAGACAUAUUUUAGCCACAUAAGCAAUAUAAGUGUAUACGUGUUUUUGCUGAGUUGUUCUAUUUUCUGAUGCAAUCAAGGGUCACGUAGAAACUCAGACAGUCAGCUGCCUUUUGUCAUGAGUUUCUAUGUCUAUAUUCAGUGAUAUGCUUACUCGCUUAAAAAUCCAAAAAUCCCCUAAAUGACGAUUGUUUUUCUCCAAAACAUUUAACCUAUAAGAAUUGUUAUAUGUAUUUUGAAAGCCACAAUGUACGCCCCCAUUUCCCCCCUAUAUAAUCAGCAAACGAGCCAAAAAUAAACAGAGCUUGGUUUCACACUUUAUAUGUCUCCGUCUGUGUUACUUCUCUGAAACGAAACCAAUCUCCCAGGCCUGCAGACACAACACGAGCGCGCCAUCAGGAAAACACGCACCCCUUCAGGGAGGGGGACGAAGUAGUGGUCAAGCUACAUCCAAAAGGGAAAAGACCGCAAGACUUCACCUACGGACCUCCCACCAUCAUUGUUGCAGUGACCAGAACAGCAGUCCUGACAGAGAACAGCCCCACCUGGAUCCACGCAACCCGAGUAAAGCUGGUAAAGAAAGGUCCAACCGCAGAAGCAAGUCCAGAAGCAAGUCCAGAAGCAAGUCCAGAAGCAAGUCCGGAUUUAGAGACAAGAGAGGUACUAACGGAGGCAAGUUGCCUUGGCCUUGAAGAGGAAGAUCCGGAAGCAAGAGAGGCACUAACGAGGGCAAGCUGACUUGCUCUGGCCUUGAACAGGAUAAUCAAGAAAAGGGGGUUCCGGAGGCAGACAGCCUUGGCCCUGUAGAAAAAUGACAAUCUUAAUUUCACCGGACUCUGGAAAACUUUGGUUGCUCAUAGGACUUACCUCAUUUUCAGUUUUCUCCAUAGUAUGGGUUACCACCAACUGUAUUUAUAGCCCAGAAGAUUUAGGGGGAUUGCGAGGUAUUUGCGGUAAGAAUUACAGCGAAGAAAUGCAAGUCCCCCGAGAUAAGAGGAGUAUCCCUUCCACACAAAUUAGAGAUCAGAUCACCACCAAUGUUACACAUACCAGGCACAAGAGAGGUACACAACUAUAUAACGAAGGGAGUAAGACAGAUAGUCUCACAGACAAUAUGUUAUUGUUAAAGUUUAAGUAUGCCUAUGCCCGAAAAACUGGAUAUGAAAAGUGUUGGAUUUGUAGUAAACUACACCCUAGUACUGCUAGGAUCCCUCUAAUGGCGAUGCCCCUAAAUUUUUAUCCCCUCUUAAACGGCACACCUCCCAUUAUCCUUACAAACGUCACGAGGACGCUUCCAAAUAAUACCCUUACGUUUCCAAUUAUUGGUAGAAGCCACUCCCCAGACUGGUGUUUCAGGUUGGGGAACUCCACUAAAAGAGCUGAAGUUUGCCAACAUGCCAAAAUUAAUUUUUCCAUGACUUCAAUUGAGGACCCUGUAUUUCACACUUCAGACCCUACCAUGAACGCCACCUUAAUGGAUUUCCUUAGCUCAAGCUCCACCUCCCCAGUAGGUCAGCUGUUGUCAAGUUUCACCUUUUCAAGUCUUUCUGACGAGGUAAUGACAAUAUUCAACAAACGGCCCCUAGCCCUAGGAAACAGUAUUUAUAUUUGUUGUGGGAAAAUCUGUCACCCUUGGAUCCCCACUGAACCCCAGGGAUGGUGCUAUCUUGCAUCCCUAGUCCCCAUUAUGGGCGUAGUGGGAGAUGACAAGGGUGAGCACCUCCUUGAAGCUAGUAUGCAUCCUAGAUAUCCCCUUAAACAUCGCCAUAAAAGGGAAUUAUUUUUCGAGAAGGAUAUGGCAUGGGCCUGGUUUCCUUCAUGGACCGGGUGGGGAAUAGACAUAAUGAAAAGGCUAAACAAUUACUCUAAAAUUCUUGAUGAAAUCCUAGAUAAAAAUUCGGGGGACAUCACCAAUUUAAAUGAAGAGAUGAGAGCAAUUAAGAAACAACUUGAGCUCCAUGACCUAGCCAUCGAAAGCAUGAGUGCUGCCCUUACUGGGUUAUGUGAGGUUACAGAGGAUUACAGGUGUUGCACAUGGAUACACAAUACAUCUGUUGAAAUACCCGAUUAUUAUGACAUUAUUGCACAACACCAAAAGGAGGUAGAUAGCCUGCAACAAGAAGCCAGGGAUAUUGCUAAAACAUGGAGUCCUUUUGGUAAAGGGAAUUUUGGACUUGGAGGGAUAUUCUCAUGGUUGAAAGACAUUGCUAUGACUAUUAUAAUAAUUUUGCUUUUUCUAUUAUUUCUAUAUGCAUGUUUUAAGCUCAUAAUGUGUAUCAUUGCCAGGGCCUCCAAAUCCCCCACCCACGACACUUCCAUGGUGUCAAAUCAAGUUCCAGAUUAUGACACCCCAAAGCCACACGCACCCGGGGAUUACUCAACAUACGUUAAAAUGCAUAAGCAAAAGAAAAAGAACCUCAUCAUUUAGGGAUGGAUGUGACUUGGUCCCUUUCCUCCAGCAGGGAUGCAAAGGGUUAAUCCGCCACGCACAUUAGAUAUACCAGGGAGAUGUAUGUCCCCUGAUGACAUUCCUAAAUGAUCAUGAGUUCCAACACUACCCGAGGAGGCUCGGGUGAGAAAAUUAAUUAAGGAUUUAAUUAUAUUUUAAGAGGGGGUUGUGGGGGAUGACAGAAGCUCAAUCCAGCUUGUACUCCAUUUUGUAUGCAUAUACUCCAUUUUAUACAGACAUAUUUUAGCCACAUAAGCAAUAUAAGUGUAUACGUGUUUUUGCUGAGUUGUUCUAUUUUCUGAUGCAAUCAAGGGUCACGUAGAAACUCAGACAGUCAGCUGCCUUUUGUCAUGAGUUUCUAUGUCUAUAUUCAGUGAUAUGCUUACUCGCUUAAAAAUCCAAAAAUCCCCUAAAUGACGAUUGUUUUUCUCCAAAACAUUUAACCUAUAAGAAUUGUUAUAUGUAUUUUGAAAGCCACAAUGUACGCCCCCAUUUCCCCCCUAUAUAAUCAGCAAACGAGCCAAAAAUAAACAGAGCUUGGUUUCACACUU
Messenger RNA from Rana temporaria (common frog), 3059 nucleotides. RefSeq lists its product as uncharacterized. The record is from RefSeq and is a predicted model, not a curated record. The coding region runs from base 871 to 2487 and encodes 538 amino acids. The transcript is spliced from 2 exons. Lineage: Eukaryota; Metazoa; Chordata; Amphibia; Anura; Ranidae.